Molecule: messenger RNA, 1542 nt
Organism: Lentinula edodes (shiitake mushroom)
Lineage: Eukaryota; Fungi; Basidiomycota; Agaricomycetes; Agaricales; Omphalotaceae
Exons: 9
Coding region: 171-1352 (393 amino acids)
Biological process (GO): ubiquitin-dependent protein catabolic process
Cellular component (GO): cytosol
Molecular function (GO): polyubiquitin modification-dependent protein binding
Source: RefSeq, a predicted model, not a curated record
AGGUCCAUAGACGAAAUGGACGCGAGGUUGGGAUUCGCGAAUUAUGUCAACCGAGGACGAAACAUCUUUUCAUGAUACUACUUUUACGCUGAGUUCGUUCAACGUGCACUGUACCACUGUUCACGCGUUCGCGUCCAAUCUAUGUUAAGAACUUAAAUUUAUACAUACAUAUGGUGAAAGCUCAACCUAAAAUCGAUCCUUCUCUAUCUCCAACCAUGUCCGACGAAACUGCACCAUCCAACGAAAUUCAAAUCAACGUCAAAGGACCCAAUGAACUCAAAUUACAGAUAUCGAUAAGCACCGACAAAACUGUAGCGGAGCUGAAGGAGGCGAUCGCUACACAAUCACAAGUCGAAGCUGACAGGCAAAGACUGAUUUACUCAGGCAGAGUACUGAAGGAUGAAGACCUUCUUUCCGUGUACAAAAUCCAGUCUUCUCAUACAAUCCAUAUGGUCAAAGGUGCAGCACGCUCUGCUGCUGGUUCAAGCUCUACCGCAGCCUCGUCAACACCGGCCGCUCAACCGCUUCCCACCAUGCAAACAGGUCAGAACGUCCACGACCCUCUGACAACUCUCAAUUCGCAUCUUGGUUUCGGUGCCAUGGCUGGUUUAAACCCGUUCGCCGACAUGGGCUUGAAUCCCAACGAUCCUAAUAUGUUACAAACGAUGAUGAAUUCACCUGAGUUCCUGCAACAGAUGUCGAGCAUGAUGUCGAACCCUGCUAUCAUGGAACAGAUCAUUGCCUCUAAUCCCCAACUACAGGCGAUGGGCCCUCAAGUUAGAGAAGCUUUUCAAAGCGAGCACUUCCGUUCACUGCUCUCAAACCCGGAAUCACUCCAAAUGAUGCUUCGUAUGUCAUCAAUGAUGCAAGGAGGCAUGGGCGGAGGUAUGGGUGGUGGUGGCAUGGGUGGUGGCAUGGGUGGUGGCAUGUUUGGCAGCGCACCCAGCUUCCCAGCCCCUGGCACCCCGGGUGGUGCUUCAGCUACUGGAACAACUCUUGGUUCUACUCCCGUUACAGGAACGACCCCAGGUUCUCCCGGAGUAGGCACUGGUGCUGCGAAUCCAUUAGGGAUGUUUGGCAACCCUGCGAUGAUGCAACAGAUGCAGCAGAUGUUUGGUGGCGGCGGCGGAGGCCUUGGAGGGGGCCUUGGAAGUUUCGGAGGAAUGGGUGGCUUUGGAGCCCCCGCUGCCCCCACCGAUUCGAGACCACCAGAAGAACGAUUCCAAGUGCAGCUGCAGCAAUUGAACGACAUGGGCUUCGCUAACGCUGCUCAAAAUGUGCGCGCGUUGCUUGCAACUGGGGGUAAUGUUCAUUCUGCAAUAGAAUAUAUUCUUGGGGGAGGGGGGUUAUAAACGACUCCAGAAUCAAAGCUGUAAGUACUUAGAUGGUGAAUUCAUUUUCGCUGUUGUAUACGUAUUUUAUGUAUGCAUUAUGUAUCUGGUUUGAAUCCGUACGAACUCAUCCGGAAUUCCACACAAACAAUGAACGAUUUGGUAUUGAGUAGGACUGUAACUUGGAGAGUUAAGUUGUAAAUUCCACGUA